AUGAAAAUUAUUCAGGAAGCUCUCCUCAGAAACAUAGGCAAGUUCAAAAGGGAGAGUUUCUCCGAAGAUGAUGACAACAAUCCUGAGUCUAUCUUUCGUGCGACAUUUGGCAAGAAAUGGUACACCUGGUCUUUUGACUCGUGCCGUGACUCCUCUUUUAAAGAUUCAGAAUCUGGAUUUGAGUGGUCAGAGCAAUCAAGCUGGAAAGAUAGAAGUAAAAGAUGGGAGAAUAGUAGUGACGUGGAGUCUGAUGAUGAAUUAUGUACCAUAGGAUCUUAUUCUGAUAGAACAAUUCUUGGUCUGCCUCCAACAGGUCCUUUAAAGGCUGAAGAUGUUAAAAAAGCUUUCCAUUUAUCAGCUUUAAAAUGGCAUCCUGACAAGCAUGAAGGCCCUUCACAGGCAAUGGCUGCAGAGAAAUUUAAACUUUGUGUUAAUGCUUGCAAAUCUCUGUGCAAUGCACUAUCCCUAGCAGUGCGUAUAGAGUGGCCUUGUGACUUACUUCUGGUGAUGAGGAUGGGUCUUCCUUAUCCAGUGCAGAUAAUAGAGCUGUGCUUGUUUUGUGGCGACACCACUGAAAGUGCUGUACAUGUCCUUGUUAUGUGUCCGUUUGCGGUGGCUACUUGGGAUAUUUCUAUGUUGACAAGGCAUGCCCAUCAGGGAGUUCAACGAUCUCUACAUGAUGUUGUGGUCUUUGCUCAACAAUAUGUGCAUGAAUUUAUUACGGUAAAUGGUACUCUGUCCAAAGUAACUAAUUGGGUGCGGGAUGCCUUUAAAUGGGUAGCAUUACUGUCAGGCCGCCUCAAACUCAACUUUGAUGGAGCAUUUGAUCCUACUUCGGGUAGAGGGGCUGUUGGGGUUGUUGCCAAAGACGCGGAUGGAGGUUUUGUGGCUGCAAUGGCAAAAUCAGUUAGGGAAGUGCAAUUGGUUGAACAUGCAGAAAUUCUUGCGGCUCCUGAAGGGGUGACCCUUGCUCUCUCACUCGGGAUUGCAUCUCCCAUCUUUGAAGGAGACUCUGCUGUGGUGGUUGCAGCAGUAAAGCGAGCAGGACAGAUUUAUUCCAACAUUGGUACCAUUGUUGAAGAUGUAAAGCAUCUUCAGAAAUGA
Prunus armeniaca (apricot) is the source of this 1104-nucleotide messenger RNA. The record is from the annotation of a GenBank genome assembly. NCBI's taxonomy places the organism in Eukaryota, Viridiplantae, Streptophyta, Magnoliopsida, Rosales, Rosaceae.